Helobdella robusta is the source of this 360-nucleotide messenger RNA. RefSeq lists its product as hypothetical. NCBI's taxonomy places the organism in Eukaryota, Metazoa, Annelida, Clitellata, Rhynchobdellida, Glossiphoniidae. The coding region runs from base 1 to 360 and encodes 119 amino acids. The transcript is spliced from 3 exons. The record is from RefSeq and is a predicted model, not a curated record.
AUGAAGAUAGCAAUCAUUCUCCUCUGCUCCAUGCUGGUCGCUGUUUACUGUGAAGAUGAAGCCGCUCAGCCUCCCCGUGAUCAAGGCGGUUGUUGGUCUGAAGUGAAAGGGAACGUUCUUAAGGACGAGAACUUGCAGGUGAAGAAGGAAGGCUCCAACGCCCAGGAGUGCAAACAGCUUUGCAUCGACACUGACGACUGCUUCAUCGCUCAGUUGAAAGAUGGCGUUUGCUCCCUGAACACCAUCCCGUACGAGUGGGUGCCCGGAAACGAUGAUGGGGCCAUCCUCGUCCAGUACCUCCAUGCCUGCCCAACUGAAGGCGACAAGCCAGAAGAGGAACCAGUUGUCGACGAUGAAUAA